This is a messenger RNA of Thrips palmi, 1265 nucleotides long. Its product is annotated as DENN domain-containing protein 10-like. Gene Ontology annotation, biological process: regulation of early endosome to late endosome transport; protein transport. The record is from RefSeq and is a predicted model, not a curated record. The transcript has 9 exons. Bases 150 to 1223 code for a protein of 357 amino acids. Gene Ontology annotation, molecular function: guanyl-nucleotide exchange factor activity; small GTPase binding. Gene Ontology annotation, cellular component: late endosome. Lineage: Eukaryota; Metazoa; Arthropoda; Insecta; Thysanoptera; Thripidae.
CAGUAUAAAAAGGGAAGAGGCAUGAGUGUCAACAGACCGUUCUGUCAAGAUUUCAGGAAUUUUGGUGGUUUUCUUAAGUUUUUGUAACAUUUAAGUCACCUGAGAUCCUCCAGUUGUUUUCCUUCGCGUAAGGAAUCAAUUAGUCAAGUAUGGCAGUACUGUCUUCCUGCAGCAUUAUUGAACGCGACAUAAAUGGAGAUGUUUUGUGGGCGUGGACUUUUCCCAGCAUAUCAGAUCAACAGCGGUCGAUUUCUCUUCGUAAGUGUUGUUUGACUGAUGGAGAUGGUGGUAAUGGGACUGGGAAUGGAACACAACGCUUCAUUUAUGGUCGCCUUGGCAAGCAGUGGUUUUACAUAGGCUGUACAGAAGUCUUUGAUUCGGAUAACUUGCCCUGGGUGAAGCAAUUUGCAUUAGUUUUGUGGACAGUUGACUUUAAUCCUGAAAAAUAUGAAACCUUGAUUCGUAUCUUAAGUAAGACUUACUGCAAAACAGGGGACCCAUCUGUCAUGUUACGUCUGUAUUUAUCUGUGGCAACAAGUGGCUCUUGUACUACUGAAGAAAACGGCACAUUUCUGGUCAAAGAAUUUGAUACUCGACAAAAGUUGCGAAGUAGCCAUACUAUGGUAAAAGAGCUAAUUAAUAUGUUUGGACUGGAAAUAAUUCUCAUAUAUACAGCUAUGCUGUUGAGAAAGCGAGUUGUAGUGUACCAUCACAGUCUCCAAGCUCUACAAAAGUGGGUACGCAGUUUUCCAGCUUUGAUGUCACACCGCUCAGAAGCAAAUGACUUAUACCCAUGGGUUGAUUUGGUUCCUGAAGAAGUUGCACCCUUGAAGGUAAGUCAAUGUCAUAUUGCUGGAUUUCGAGACAGUGCGGUAGGAAGUCGCACUGACUUGUAUGAUGUUCUUGUCAACCUUCCUGCAAGAGAGAUCUCAGUCUCACCGCAUGCUAAAGAAAGCAUGGUUAUGACAAAGACACACAAAGAAAUAGCAGUUCAAUUGGUUCAAUUAGCUGCAAGAGAGGAUGCAACUGAAUCACAAAUUGUGAAGGAAGUUUCUGAUCGAACUUCUGAUCUGAUAAAUCAUUUGAAGUCACUUUCAAGCGUUACUGAUGCUGAUGGAAGAGCAAUGGUGUCUGUUGAGGAACUCAGGAAACGGGGUUUUGCAGCCCCAUUAGAAAACUUCCUUUUUAAUUUGGCUGUGGCAGAAAACAUGAUUAUAUUAUGAUAGAGUCAAUAAAUAUAUUUUAUAGAUACUGUUACUACAAUA